GGCCGUCCAACUACGCGUCCGCAGCUCCUAGAAUUGACCCUCGCCGCCGGCUCCUUCUCCGCUCUCGGUUCAUUCUCGCCGUCGAUUCCUUAGGCAUCCCUGUCGGUUCCUACUUCAGUCAACCCACGAAGUGAUAUAGAUAGAGACUUUAUAUGGCUUAUAUGCAAUAUGGAAGAAAUGCUCUUCGGAAGAUUAUUACAGACACUAGCCUACAAAGCUCUGAUCGUAUGCUGAAUCCAUUGCUAUAUGCUUCUCAAGGGCUUCGAUAUAGGAAGUUGGAAGUCAUUCUAACAACGAGCAUAGGGAAGCUUGGGAAAGCAGGUGAGACAGUGAAAGUUGCUCCGGGAUAUUUCCGCAACCACCUUAUGCCUAAGUUGCUGGCGGUCCCAAAUAUUGAGAAAUAUGCUUUUCUUGUCAGGGAACAGCGCAAGAUCUACCAACCUGAGGAGGAAGAAAAGGAAGUUAAAGUGGUUAAAGAGUCUAAGGAAGAUAAGAUGAAAGAAUAUGAGAAGGCAGCAAGACGUCUAGAUAAAUCUAAACUGGUAUUGCGGAGUUUGAUCAAUGUUGAUAAAUUUCGUUCACGUGCCACAAAAGAUGAGCCUAUAGAAUUGCGUUCCCCUGUAACAAAGGAUGAUAUCAUAGCUGAGGUGGAAAGGCAGCUUUCUGUGCGAAUUGGGCCUGAAAACCUGCAUCUACCUUCUCCUUUGACUACUUUUGGUGAGUUUGAGGUGCCACUACGCUUGCCGAAGUCUAUCCCAUUGCCGGAGGGGAAGGUUCAGUGGACUCUAGAUGUUAAAAUCCGGGGGAAAGGUAAAUAAACAGUGGUUAUCUGUUUAGCUUGACAAGCAAGCAACCUUAUCCCAUAAUGUUAUGGGAUCAAAUCUUGGCAAGUAUGUGAUUAAUUAUUGUGGUGGUCAAGCUUUGUAUUUGAAGUUAAAAGACAGUUCAAAAGUUGAUAUGUGACCAUAACAGGUGCCCUGUUUUUUUUCUCAGUU
Molecule: messenger RNA, 995 nt
Organism: Juglans microcarpa x Juglans regia
Lineage: Eukaryota; Viridiplantae; Streptophyta; Magnoliopsida; Fagales; Juglandaceae
Product: 50S ribosomal protein L9
Exons: 6
Coding region: 153-818 (221 amino acids)
Biological process (GO): translation
Cellular component (GO): mitochondrion; ribosome
Molecular function (GO): structural constituent of ribosome
Source: RefSeq, a predicted model, not a curated record